AGAAACAAAAAAAAUAUCACACCCCCUCCAAAAAAAAAGCCCAAAUAAAGGGAAUAAACAACUUUAUUAAUAAUGGUGGAAACCAGGAGGAAAUUAUCAUGGACGGAGGCGGUGCUCCUGCUAUGUCUCUCUGCAUGGACGGUGGCGGUGGUUCAGGCAGAGGACCCCUACCUGUUCUUCGACUGGAAGGUGACGUACGGCAAGAUGUCCCCUUUCGGUGUCCAAAAGGACGUCAUCCUAAUCAACGGUCAACCCAUUGGCCCGAAGAUCAACUGUACAUCGAACAACAACAUUGUCGUCAACGUUUUUAAUGAGCUUGACGAGCCAUUGUUGUUCCACUGGUCGGGCAUCCAACAGAGGAAGAACUCCUGGCAAGACGGGACUCCGGGAACCAUGUGCCCCAUCAUGCCCGGAACCAACUACACCUACCGUUUCCAGGUGAAGGAUCAGAUCGGAAGCUACUUCUACUUCCCCACCACCGGCCUUCUACGCUCCGCCGGAGGCUAUGGUGCUCUCAACGUCCACAGCCGUAACCUCAUCCCUGUCCCGUUCGACUGGCCCGCUGAAGAAUACAAUGUCUUCUUGAGUGACUGGUACAAUAAGGGUCACAGGGAGCUGAAGAAGAUUCUUGAUGACGGUCAGACCAUUGCCAGGCCUAAUGGGUUGGUGAUCAAUGCCAAGCACGGGAAAGUCGGGGACAAGCUGGAGCCGAUUGCGACGAUGGAGGCCGGAAAGACGUACAGGUUCAGGGUGUGCAAUGUAGGGAUGAGAGCCUCCAUGAACUUCAGGUUCCAAGGACACGGGAUGACGUUGGUGGAGUUGGAGGGGUCCCACACAGUGCAGAACGUGUAUGAUUCGCUUGACCUCCACACCGGACAGUGCCUCUCCGUUUUGGUGACAGCUGAUCAGGAGCCCAAGGACUACUACUUUGUCGUCACCAGCAGGUUCCUUAAGCAACAGCUCUCCUCCGUCGCUGUCGUCAGCUACGCUAACGGCAAAGGUGUCCCCGCCUCCCCCGAGUUGCCACCUCCUCCUCCAGAGGACACCGAGGGCAUCGCUUGGUCCAUUAACCAGUUCAGAUCAUUCAGGUACGUACGGGUUAACAGGCAAGGAAUCUCUCAAAAUAUGAGUAAAAUAUAGACAAAGUUUACAAACAUGACUGACUUAUGUUCAUUUCUGUUUGAUUUCAAGGUGGAACCUCACUGCUAGCGCAGCUAGACCGAACCCACAGGGAUCCUAUCACUAUGGCCAGAUCAACAUCACCCGAACCUUGAAGCUUGUUAACACUAAGAGCGAGGAUGGAGGAAAGCUCCGGUUUGCGAUCAAUGGAAUCUCCCACAAGGAUGGGGAUACCCCGUUGAAGCUGGCGGAGUACUUUGAGAAUCCAGAGUCCGUGUUCAAGUACGACAUAAUGAGCGAUGACCCACCAGAGGAUCUGAGCAAGGUGACUGUGGCUCCCAAUGUGGUCAAUGCCACAUUCCGCAACUUCGUGGAGAUCAUAUUCGAGAACCACGAAAGGACCAUCCAGACCUACCACGUGAACGGGUACUCAUUCUUCGCUGUGGGGAUUGAGCCCGGGAAGUGGACCCCCGAGAAGCGGAAGAAUUACAAUCUUGUGGACGGGGUGAGCAGGCACACCAUCCAAGUGUACCCCAACUCAUGGGCCGCCAUCAUGACCACCCUCGACAAUGCCGGAAUGUGGAACGUCAGGUCAGAGAUGUGGGAGAGAUUUUACUUGGGACAACAGCUAUACUUUAGUGUCUUGUCACCGGCACGCUCCUUGAGAGAUGAGUAUAACAUUCCCGACACCCAGCUACUUUGUGGCUCAGUGAAGGGCAAGCCCAUGCCAAAACCUUACUCUAUCUAAAUUGUUGUUAUUAUACGUAGUAAUUGUGAAAUCUUUUAAAUUCUUGGAUUAAUGAAAAUAACAAUACUGUAUGGUAUUGAACAGUAUGUAGUAGGAGAGUAACAGGGGUUAGGAACAAAGGAAUUUAAUUUGCUUCAGUUCCUUGUUUAGGUCCAAACGAGAUGUAUCAUAAACCCCUUUUACCUCAUGACCAAUAUGUUUUUAUAUAAUAAAAGAGUGUAGGGCGGAAAAGAUGGAAUACUUUGUUGUAUAUUGUAUAUCUCCAUUUUUGUCUAAUUGUUAGUGUAUUUU
Cuscuta europaea is the source of this 2158-nucleotide messenger RNA. NCBI's taxonomy places the organism in Eukaryota, Viridiplantae, Streptophyta, Magnoliopsida, Solanales, Convolvulaceae. The record is from the annotation of a GenBank genome assembly.